This is a messenger RNA of Aspergillus uvarum CBS 121591, 2048 nucleotides long. Its product is annotated as putative oxidoreductase, FAD-binding. The transcript has 2 exons. Gene Ontology annotation, molecular function: oxidoreductase activity. Lineage: Eukaryota; Fungi; Ascomycota; Eurotiomycetes; Eurotiales; Aspergillaceae. The coding region runs from base 169 to 1980 and encodes 603 amino acids. The record is from RefSeq and is a predicted model, not a curated record.
CUGACACCAUCGCUGCUGAUUAAUUCCCUAAACCUUCGCACAUACCUACAACCUACAACACUCCCUAUAAAGCCAGCCAUGGCCGCAGACUCAGCAAUGGUGUCCUCUUUCCUUUUAGCUAACCUAUCUAUUGGCAACCCACAUCAGUCCCCAAGCUACUAAACCAGUAUGACAUCCAUACUUGCAGGUUCCAUGCCCUGGCAUGAGGGUGAGCAGAAAAUGCAUAACCUGCUUCACGUUCCCCCACGGGACAACCCCACAGUUCCAACCCUCACCUAUAAUGCUGGCUAUCUGAUGCCCCGCGCUCCACUGUUGGCUAUUGGGACAAUUGAUCCGGAAGGACGCCCCUGGACAAGCAUCUGGGGCGGCGAAAAAGGAUUCGCUAGGCCUACUUCACAAAACACGGUCGAACUGACUACACCGGUCGACAGGAGACAUGACCCCGUCGCUGGAAUACUGCUGGGUCCACCGGAAGGCGACUUGGCCGAUUCCACGCGCGACGGAAAACUGAUGUCUGGGUUAGUCUUCGACUUGGAAAAUCGUAAGAGAGUGAAGCUUCACGGAAGGACGAUUGCGGGGUCGUUGGAAAGUCCCAGCGCAGUGUCAGGUUGGGACCAGGUGGGAUUCGCCCACCUGACGUUGCACAUUGAUGCAAGUCUCGGAAAUUGUCCGAAGUAUAUGAAUAAGAAGCAGAUUAUCCCUGCCCUUCCGAAUCCGAAGCUAGUGUCAAACUCGCCUCAACUGACCCCGACGGCUGUAGACCUUCUCAAUCGUGCUGACUGCCUGUUUGUCUCCUCGGCUCAUGGUACCAUUGACAUGGACACAAACAUCCGUGGAGGGCCCCCUGGAUUUGUGCGACUGGUUUCUAACGAGCCACGUGGGGCAGUGUUUGCUUAUCCAGAAUACUCAGGUAAUCGACUAUACCAGACUCUAGGCAAUCUACAGACCAAUCCUCGGUCAGGAUACGUCUUCCCGGACUUUGAGACGGGAAACGCGCUAUACGUCACCAGGGAAGCAAGGAUUCUAGUAGGCAGAGAUGCAGAACGGGUGCUUCCGCGGUCAAAUCUAGCAAUCGUGGUCACUGUCACAGCUGCGCGAUACGUGGAAAAGUCCCUCUCCUUCCGAGGCAUCGCGGGGGAGCCGUCUCCAUACAAUCCUCCGGUGCGAUAUCUGGCGACAGAAAAGGUCAGCGCGGCCGACUUGAAGGAAGAUAGCUCUAUCACAGCAACUCUUAUCCGGAAAGAGAUUCUCACUCCAGCCAUUGCUCGUUUCCGAUUCCGUGUCUCCGAUCCCGUCAAACUUGGGAAGUGGAUUCCCGGGCAGUACGCGACGUUCUCGUUCUGGGACGAGCUGAAUCUCGGCUACAGCCACAUGCGAGAUGAUGACCCGACUAGCCUCAAUGACGAUUAUGUCAGGACGUUCACUAUCUCAUCUUAUCCUGGCGAGGGCAUUUCUGCAUCGGAGUUCGAAAUAACAGCCAGGAAACACGGUAAUGUGACUCGCUAUCUUUGGGGGGUGAACGAACGAGCUGGCCUUGAGAUUCCCCUCAAAGGGAUCGGGGGAGAGUUCCAGAUGAAAUCAGCGGGAGAGGAGAUCUUACCUUUUAUAGCAGGCGGCAUCGGGAUAACGCCUGUGCUUGCCCAGCUUUCCGGUCUAGAUGUCAGUCGGCUGCGGCUACUGUGGUCUAUAUCGAUCAGCGACGUGGGUUUGGUAUGGGAUACCUUUAAGCGGUUUCCGGCUUUGCCCAGAUCGACGUCUUUGUUUCUGACCGGGUCUGAUCCGGAGGACGAACUCACCAAGCGGCAGUAUGAGGCUGUCAUCUCCUCUGGAGCACAGAGUUCACGACGCAGAAUAGACGCAGAGGAUUUGGAUCGGUCAUUGGCCAAGACAUGGUAUUUCUGCGGCAGUCCGGGUUUGAAAAGCUCGGUGUUGAAAUGGCUCACUGGUAAGAACGUAGUAUUUGAGGACUUCAACUACUAACGCAAUUAUACUACAAUCAGCUUACUUACAUGUCACAUUUAAUGGUUUGCAUGAUGUACACAUCUCAU